CUCUCUUGCCGGUGCCCCCGCCCCGCGGAGCCCGCCCCGGGCCGCUGCCGCCGCUCCGCCGCCCCGUUUGCAAGCGAAACCGCUCCGCUGAUGACGCCGUUCCGCUCCUGCCGGCGACCCGGAAGCGCCGAGGCGCGGCCCGCCCCCUGACCCGGAAGCUCCUCCCCGCUGUCUUUCCGGUGAGGAGGCCGCCGCCGCCGGAGCCGGGCCGGGGCCGCCGCUGGGGGGGAGCCCGAGCCGGCCCUGCAAGGAGGAGACAUGCAAGAGGAGGGAGAGUGAGAGGGGAGGGUACGUUGGCAUCUGUCUGAUACUAGACUGGUGAAUAGGAAGAAGGUCCCAUCUCUGGCGUGUUUGUGGAAGCUGGGAUGAUGAAGGCCCUGCAGUGGGAGCGUGCUGUGGUGCAGGGUUGAAGCUCCAGCCCAUGUCUGGUAGUUAUAGAGCAAUUGGAAGGGUUACGAGCAGAGUUCUGGUAAAGAUGGAAGAAUCUCAUUUCAACUCCUCCCCGUACUUCUGGCCAGCAGUGCCCACCGUCUCGGGACAGAUUGAGAACACCAUGUUCAUUAACAAGAUGAAGGAGCAGCUAUUGCCCACAGAGAAGGGCUGCAGCCUGGCUCCCCCCCACUACCCUGCCUUGCUGACAGUCCCCACCUCUGUGGCCCUGCCCACUGGGAUCUCCAUGGACUCGGACACCAAGCCGGAGCAGCUGACACCACACAGCCAAGCCCCCGUGACUCAGAACAUCACCGUGGUACCAGUGCAGUCUGCUGGGCUCAUGACAGCAGGUCCUGGUCUGGUGAUAACUUCCCCGUCAGGUUCUCUGGUGACCACAGCCGCCUCUGCCCAGACCUUUCCCAUCUCAGCCCCCAUGAUUGUCUCUGCGCUACCCCCUGGCUCCCAGGCAGCCCUGCAGGUGGUUCCAGACCUGUCCAAGAAAGGGACAACCACCCUUGCAGAAGGUGGCGGGGCUGGGGGAGUUGCCCCCAAGCCACCCCGGGGCCGGAAGAAGAAACGAUUGCAGGAGUCGGGGCUGCCAGAGAUGAGCGACCCCUUUGUGCUGACAAACGAGGAUGAUGAGGACCAGCACAAGGAUGGCAAGACAUACAGUGGUUCCGUGAGCAGCGGAACUAAUGAUGCCUGGUUUCCAGCGGCUCUCUCCUGUGUGGAUUCUCUGAUGUCUAAUCAAGGGUGCCGGAUGUGUUCGCUGACCUUCUACUCCAAGUCGGAGAUGCAGAUCCACUCCAAGUCCCAUACGGAGACAAAGCCACACAAGUGUCCUCACUGCUCCAAGAGCUUCGCCAACAGCUCCUACCUGGCCCAGCACAUUCGUAUCCACUCAGGGGCCAAGCCCUACACGUGCAGCUACUGCCAGAAGGCCUUCCGCCAGCUCUCCCACCUGCAGCAGCACACACGGAUCCACUCCAAGCUCCACACGGCGAUUGUCAAGCCGCACAAGUGUCCUCACUGCUCCAAGAGCUUCGCCAACACAUCCUACCUGGCCCAGCACCUCCGCAUCCACUCGGGGGCCAAGCCCUACACCUGCCGCUACUGCCAGAAGGCCUUCCGCCAGCUCUCCCACCUGCAGCAGCACACACGUAUCCACACCGGGGACCGACCCUACAAAUGUGCUCACCCUGGGUGUGAAAAGGCUUUCACCCAGCUUUCCAACUUGCAGUCCCACAGACGGCAGCACAACAAAGACAAACCUUUCAAGUGCCACAACUGCCACCGUGCGUACACGGAUGCCGCCUCGUUGGAGGUACACCUGGCUACGCACACGGUGAAACACGCCAAGGUCUACACCUGCUCCAUCUGCAGCCGGGCCUACACCUCGGAGACGUACCUGAUGAAGCACAUGCGGAAACACAACAUCCCUGACCCACAGCAGCAGGUGGUUCAGGCACAAGCCCAGGCCUCGCAGCAGCAGCAGCACUUCCAGCCGCAGGGCGGGGGGGCAGCAGGGGGCCCUUCUGGAGACACUAACCAACCCAACCCUCCCCCCCAGUGCUCCUUUGACCUGACUCCUUACAAGACUUCAGAGCAUCACAAGGACAUCUGCCUCACUGUCAGCACCAGCGCCAUCCAAGUGGAGCACCUCUCCAGCUCCUAGAGAGACCUCAGCCCAGGGAGCAGAACGCCUCUUGUGCAUAGCCUGUGCCAGGGGCACCGCUUGUGCAGCGGCCCUCCUCGUGCAACAGUUUCCGGCCUCUCCUCCUGCAGCAGCCUCUCCUGGCUGUGUAACCCUGUUCAUGGCAGCCCCUUGCACAACAGCCUGUCUCAAGGGGGUGCUCCUUCUGUGCAACAGCCUGCCUGGUAGGAGGAUGCUUCCUUGUGCAAGAGCCCCUUUCCUGUGCUGGGAUCACUUCCUCAUGCAAGAGCCCCUCCUUUGAAACCCAAAGAAAGGCCCCUGUUUUGCCUUCUCUCUCACUGUAGGAUGUGUACGAAGCGGGGUUGCGUGCUGAGACGCGCAUGGUGGAUGGGAUGGAGAGAUGGCCCUUGUAUAUACAGGGGCUUGGACACAUGUUUUUAGCAGGCCACAGAAGAAUGUGGCAGGGUUCACAGCUGGAUGGGGUUCUUUGAGGAUUGCCUUGAGUGUCUAAGAGAGAAAUAUCCAUUCCUGUCCCUCCUGCUUGUGAAAGGGAGGGGGGGUCGCUCGUCCUGCCCCAAGGAUUGGAUGGGAGAAACCUUCUCCCCAGUGGAAGGUGAGACCAGUGGAGGGGGGAGAGGUGAGGCAUGUUCUCUGGGAUGGACAGGUGCCUACACUGCCUAAGGGCUGUAGAGUAUUGCAUUCUUUCUCCUCCCCUGGUGGAGAGCAGUAGAGAGGAGUCUGUCUGAACUGGCUGCUGCCUCUCUCACAGCUGUCUGAGCAGCACAGUGGCCCCGUAGGAAUGUGGGUUCCUGCUCAUUGCCCUUCCUGCCCGUUGUGGAUGAUAUCCUAGCAGCUUGUACUCCUCCUCCUCUCCCUCCUGCUUUUCUCCUCCUCAGAAAAGCCUGCAGGCAUCAACAACAAACCAAAAAGCAACUGGAGGGAGGGUAAGAGACUGCCAAAAUAAUCAUCACCCUUCUCUCUACUCCCUUUCCUGAAAGGUGGAAUGACAGCAGUUCUGACACUCACACACCUGUCCUGCCCCCAGUUUCCCAGAGGGAAAGAGGAGGAGGAGGAGGAGGAGGAGGAAUAGACCAGUCUUUUCAAGGGGCUGGCAGGAAGCAGGGAAAGGCUAGCUUCUCCUGCUCAUCUCUUGCCAGAGUGCUCUCCCAGGCUCCCUCUUGCCAAGACGGGCUGGACUCACAUGGCAGUGGUGGCCUCUUCUGGACCCUGGUCAUGGGAGAGAAUCCCCAAAAGGUGGACAGUGGAGAGAAGGGGAUGAAGAUCCCCACAGAGAGACCAAUCUAAUGAGAAGGGGGAGCCAACAAGAAUAAACUGAAGGCCCCUUGAAUUUAUAUAUAUAUAUAUAUAUAAAUAUCUAUUCCCCACCCCGGCCCGCUCUGUCCUUGCUGUAACUGUUUCUAUCUCUGUGUUUAUAAAACGCAUUAUCCUGGCGAAUUUUUAUUUUCAAUCUUCGUUUGUUUUUCCCUUUCUCUUCGUCUUCAAUUCUCCUUCCUCUUAUUUUUUUUUAAUUGGUCCACAUGACUGCUAGUCUUGUGUGUUACUUAUUAGUUUCUUUGGAUCAUGGAGGCUGACUUGGAAGAGAAUGAGAAGGCAAGGGAAAAAGCAUGUGUUGUUGGGUUUUAAAAUCAGUCACCCACCCAAAGCCUAUAGAAUCCCAGACUUCUGUAUGAACAACCAAUAGGGGCUUUAUUUUAUUUUUUUUAACCACCCUGUAUAGAAAUAAAUCGGUGUAAAAGGCUCCUUGAA
Passer montanus (Eurasian tree sparrow) is the source of this 3853-nucleotide messenger RNA. It is a transcript of the gene ZNF384, whose product is annotated as zinc finger protein 384. Gene Ontology annotation, cellular component: nucleus; chromosome. Gene Ontology annotation, biological process: negative regulation of transcription by RNA polymerase II. The record is from RefSeq and is a predicted model, not a curated record. The coding region runs from base 422 to 2107 and encodes 561 amino acids. The transcript is spliced from 12 exons. NCBI's taxonomy places the organism in Eukaryota, Metazoa, Chordata, Aves, Passeriformes, Passeridae. Gene Ontology annotation, molecular function: chromatin insulator sequence binding; RNA polymerase II cis-regulatory region sequence-specific DNA binding; DNA-binding transcription repressor activity, RNA polymerase II-specific.